UGUGAUUUGACAACAGGAGCUGUGACCUGUGCCGAAGGAGGCGGCAGCUUCUCACAAUGAAGAAACAUCACAACAGAGACAAAUUCUUUUUUUAGAGCAGGUGCCGAGGCUCGGACGGUCAAAAACGCCUCGUUUGAACGCUGUCGUGAUGAAAAUCCAGCGUACGUAAUGGUAAUGGGUGACACGGUCAUGAAAUAAAUCCUUCUUUUUUUUUUUUUCUUGGUCGGUGAAUGACUUUGAAUAAGACAGUCUACGUGAAAAGCAACAGAAAGCGACGCAGAGGGGCGAACAUGGCAGACAGAACUGCUCCAAACUGCCACCUGAGACUGGAGUGGGUGUACGGAUACCGUGGACAUCAGUGCCGCAACAACCUGUACUACACCGCCGCCAAGGAGAUCGUGUAUUUUGUGGCCGGUGUGGGAGUUGUGUACAACACCCGGGAGCACAAGCAGAAAUUCUACCUGGGGCACAACGACGACAUCAUCAGUUUAGCUCUGCAUCCCGAGCGUGUGUUGGUGGCUACAGGUCAGGUGGGCAAGGAGCCUUACAUCUGUGUUUGGGACUCUUAUACAGUGCAGACGGUGUCCAUCCUCAAGGAUGUGCACACGCAUGGAAUCGCCUGCCUGGCCUUUGACCUCGAAGGACAGUGUUUAGUGUCCGUGGGCUUGGACUCAAAAAACACAAUCUGUGUGUGGGAUUGGAGAAGAGGGAAGGUUCUGGCAGCUGCUCCCGGUCACACAGACAGGAUAUUUGACAUAUCAUGGGAUUUGUACCAGCCGAGCAAGCUUGUAAGCUGUGGUGUCAAACAUAUCAAGUUUUGGAGCUUAUGUGGUAAUGCUCUCACACCAAGGCGUGGUGUUUUUGGCAAAACAGGGGACCUCCAAACCAUCCUCUGCCUUGCAUGUGCAAAGGAUGAGGUCACAUAUUCAGGUGCCUUGAACGGCGACAUCUACGUGUGGAAAGGCAUCAAUCUGAUGAGGACGGUGCAAGGAGCUCAUGGGUCAGGGAUUUUCAGCAUGAACGCCUGUGAAGAGGGCUUCGCCACCGGUGGCAGAGACGGCUGCGUCCGGCUGUGGGAUCUCAACUUCAAACCAAUUACUGUCAUUGAUCUCAGGGAAACAGACCAAGGAUAUAAAGUAGCUAGAGGUGAGAAUAGCCGAGGACUGUCGGUGCGCAGCGUGUGCUGGCGGGGAGAUCACAUCCUAGUGGGAACACAGGACAGCGAGAUCUUUGAGGUGGUGGUCCACGACCGCAACAAGCCAUUCCUCAUCAUGCAGGGUCACUGUGAGGGUGAGCUGUGGGCCCUGGCCGUGCACCCUACCAAGCCACUGGCCAUGACCGGCAGUGACGACCGCUCAGUCAGGAUAUGGAGCCUUAUAGAUCACGCACUGAUAGCACGCUGUAAUAUGGAGGAGCCUAUUCGUUGUGCCGCUGUGAGCACUGAUGGAAUCCACCUGGCACUUGGAAUGAAGGAUGGCUCCUUCACCGUCCUCAGAGUUAGAGAUAUGACAGAGGUGGUCCACAUCAAGGACAGGAAGGAGGCCAUCCACGAGCUGAAGUACUCCCCAGAUGGAGCCCAUUUAGCUGUCGGCUCCAAUGAUAACUCGGUGGACAUCUAUGGUGUGGUGCAGAGAUACAAGAAAGUAGGCGAGUGCAUCGGCUCCAACAGUUUCAUCACGCACAUGGAUUGGUCCACUGACAGCAAACACCUGCAGACGAACGACGGCAGCGGCAGGAGGCUAUUCUACAGGAUGCCAAGUGGGAAGGAGGUUACCAACAGGGAGGAGCUGAAGCUGGUCCUGUGGGCUUCAUGGACCUGUGUUUUGGGCCCUGAGGUGAAUGGAAUAUGGCCAAAGUACUCAGACAUCAACGACAUCAACUCUGUGGAUGCCAAUUUUAACAACCAAGUCUUAGUAACAGCAGAUGACUAUGGAUUAGUUAAACUUUUCCGAUAUCCAUGUGUCAAAAAAGGUGCAAAAUUUAAAAAAUAUUUCGGUCACUCAGCCCACAUAACCAAUGCUAGAUGGUCACACGACUACCAGUGGGUAAUAACUGUCGGAGGUGCUGACCACUCAGUGUUCCAAUGGAAGUUUGUUCCUGAGAGAAAGUCCAAGGAAGCUUUGCAUAUAGCGCCACAAGAGAUCUUGGCAGAUUCAAACAGUGAAGAGUCAGACUCUGAUCAGUCAGAUGUGCCCGAGAUGGAUUCAGAAAUCGAGCAGGAGACACAGCUCACGUAUCGACGGCAGGUUUACAAAGAAGAUCUACCUCAGCUCAAAGAGCAGUGCAAAGAGAAGCAUCGAGCGAUGGCCAUGAAGAAGAGAGAGCGAGCACCAGGAAGCGGGUUGAAGCUGCACUUCAUUCACGGGUACAGAGGCUAUGAUUGCAGGAGCAACCUGUUCUACACCCAGACUGGGGAGAUCGUCUACCAUGUAGCGGCUGUUGGGGUUAUUUACAACAGACAGCAGAAUAUCCAACGUUUCUACAUGGGUCAUGAUGAUGAGAUCCUCUGUCUGGCCAUCCACCCACUCAAAGACUUUGUAGCAACAGGCCAGGUUGGUCGAGAUUCCUCCAUCCACAUAUGGGAUACAGAAACACUGAAACCCCAGUCCGUGUUGAAGGGAUUCCACCUGCUCGGGGUGUGCGCUUUGGACUUCUCAGCGGACGGCAAACGACUGGCCUCGGUGGGAUUGGAUGAAAACCACACCAUUGUGCUGUGGGACUGGCGGAAAGGAGAGAAGCUCUCAGCGAUGCGGGGAAGCAAGGACAAGAUAUUUGUUGUGAAAAUAAAUCCUUACCUCCCUGACAAGCUCAUCACAGCUGGAGUGAAGCACAUGAAGUUUUGGCAUAAAGCUGGUGGUGGUCUAAUUGGAUGCAAGGGCAACAUGGGGAAGACUGAGACCAUGUUGUGUGCUGUGUACGGCUGGUCGGAGGAGAUGGUGUUUUCUGGCACGUGUUCAGGCGACAUUUGCAUUUGGAGAGACAUGUUCCUGAUGAAGACGGUCAAAGCCCACGAUGGCCCCGUUUUCAGUAUGCAUGCACUAGAAAAGGGAUUUGUGACUGGAGGGAAGGAUGGUAUAGUUGCUCUGUGGGAUGACACAUUUGAGCGAUGUCUGAAGACCUACGCCAUCAAGAGAGCAGUCCUAGCACCGGGCUCUAAAGGACUGCUCCUGGAAGAUAACCCUUCCAUACGUGCCAUAUCUCUGGGCCACGGGCACAUCCUCGUGGGAACUAAAAAUGGGGAAAUCUUGGAGGUGGACAAGAGUGGUCCCAUCACUCUACUGGUCCAGGGUCACAUGGAGGGUGAAGUUUGGGGUCUGGCCACGCACCCCCACCUUCCUCUCUGUGCCACCGUCAGUGAUGACAAAACGCUGCGCAUAUGGGACCUGUCGCCCAGUCACUGCAUGCUGGCUGUCCGCAAACUCAGGAAAGGAGGCCGGUGCUGCUGCUUCUCUCCAGAUGGCAAAGCGUUGGCGGUGGGUCUGAAUGACGGCAGUUUCCUCAUUGUAAACGCAGACACCCUGGAGGACCUUGUGUCCUUCCACCACCGCAAGGACAUCAUAUCUGAUAUCCGAUUCUCUCCAGGUACUGGGAAGUACCUAGCGGUAGCGUCAGCCGACACUUUUGUGGAUAUUUACAACGUGAUGAGCAGCAAGCGGGUUGGAGUAUGCAAAGGAUCCCUCAACUAUAUUACCCACCUGGACUGGGACAAGAGAGGAAAACUGCUUCAAGUCAACACUGGUGCUAAAGAGCAGUUGUUUUUCGAAGCUCCUCGUGGCAAGAGGCAGAUCAUUCCUGCUACAGAGGUGGAGAAAAUAGACUGGAGCACAUGGACCUGCGUUCUGGGACCGUCUGUUGAAGGCAUCUGCCCUGUGAUCAGUGAGGUCACUGAGGUCACCGCUGCCUUCCUUAGUAAUGACAAAAAGGUGCUAGCAACAGGAGAUGACCUGGGAUACGUCAAGCUCUUCAGAUAUCCUGUCAAGGGAAAGUAUGCAAAGUUCAAGCGCUAUGUGGCCCACAGCACACAUGUUACCAAUGUGCAAUGGAUCCAUGACGACAGCCUCUUGGUGACAGUCGGAGGAGGUGACACAUGCCUCAUGAUUUGGGCCCAUGAGCCUGAGGGUCACCGGGAAUUCAGACAGUGUGACAGCGAGGAGUCAGACAUCGAGAGUGAAGAUGAUGGAGGUUAUGACAGCGAUGUGACGCGGGAGAAUGAGAUCAACUACACCAUUAAGGCCUUAUCCACCAACAUGCGUCCCAUGAUGGGCGUGAAACCCCACUUACAGCUGAAGGAGCCCUCUGUGGAUGAAAGACAAGGGGUGGUCAGAGGGUCAAGACCUCCUGUCAGCAGAGCGCUGCCACAGCCGGAGAAGCUGCAGACGAACAAUGUUGGCAAGAAGAAGAGGCCCAUCGAGGACCUGGUGCUGGAACUGGUGUUUGGUUACCGUGGCAACGACUGCCGUAAUAAUGUGCACUACCUGAAUGAGGGGGCCGACAUUAUUUACCACACAGCGUCCGUUGGUAUUGUUCUUAACCUGACGACGUUCUGCCAAAGUUUCUACAUAGAACACAGUGAUGACAUUCUGUGCCUGACAAUCAAUCAACAUCCCAAAUUCCCCAACGUGGUGGCAACUGGCCAAGUAGGUGAUGCAGGUGAUAUGUCAGCUACGUCUCCGUCUAUCCACGUGUGGGACGCCAUGACCAAGCAGACGCUGUCGGUGCUCCGGUGUUUCCACUCAGGCGGGGUCUGCUCCGUCAGCUUCAGUGCCACCGGAAAACUCCUGCUGUCUGUGGGCCUGGACCCUGAACACACUGUCACCAUCUGGAAGUGGCAAGAAGGUGCCAAAGUGGCCAGCCGGAUCGGUCACACCCAGAGGAUCUUUGUGGCCGAAUUCCGGCCGGACUCGGACACACACUUUGUAUCUGUCGGGGUGAAACACGUGCGCUUCUGGACUUUAGCGGGUCGAGCUUUGCUGAGUAAGAAAGGUGUGCUGAGUUCCAUAGAAGAUGCCCGGAUGCAGACGAUGCUGUCUGUGGCAUUUGGAGCUAAUAACUUGACAUUUACAGGUACCAUAAGUGGGGAUGUGUGUGUGUGGAAGGAACACAUUCUAGUAAGAAUAGUGGCCAAAGCUCAUACGGGUCCUGUGUUCACCAUGUACACCACACUGAGAGACGGCCUGAUCGUCACCGGAGGAAAGGAAAGACCGUCCAAGGAGGGUGGUGCCUUGAAGCUCUGGGACCAGGAGCUAAAGCGCUGCAGGGCUUUUCGAUUAGAAACUGGACAGAUUAUAGACUGUGUUCGCUCUGUAUGUAGAGGAAAGGGUAAAAUCCUUGUGGGUACCAGGAAUGCAGAGAUUAUCGAAGUAGGAGAGAAGAAUGCAGCAUGCAACAUCUUGGUGAACGGACAUAUGGACGGACCAAUCUGGGGUUUGGGCGCCCAUCCUUCCAGAGACGUAUUUCUGUCUGCUGCAGAGGAUGGUACUGUUCGCCUGUGGGACAUCCCAGAGAAGAAGAUGCUGAAUAAGGUGAACCUGGGCCACCCAGCAUGCACCAUCAGCUACAGUCCCGAGGGAGACAUGGUUGCCAUCGGCAUGAAGAACGGCGAGUUUAUCAUUCUGCUGGUCGCCUCACUCAAAAUUUGGGGCAAGAAAAGGGACCGGCGCUCCCCUAUCCAGGAUAUCAGGUUCAGUCCAAAUUCUCGUUACUUGGCCGUAUGCUCCACAGAGAGUGCGGUGGACUUCUACGACCUGACACUCGGGCCACAACUUAAUCGAAUCAACUGUUGUAGAGACAUCACCAGUUUUGUGAUGCAGAUGGACUUUUCGGCCGACAGCACUUCCAUCCAGAUUUCCACAGGUGCUUAUAAACGACUCGUAUACGAAGUGCCAUCUGGGAAGCAGGUCACAGAGCAGUCACAUAUUGACAGGAUUACCUGGGCCACUUGGACAAGUGUCCUUGGGGAUGAGGUCAUAGGGAUCUGGUCCCGCAACACUGACAAAGCAGACGUCACCUGCGCCUGUGUGUCCCACUCGGGCCUUAAUGUUGUCACAGGUGAUGACUUUGGAAUGGUCAAGUUGUUUGACUUCCCAUGUCCAGAGAAGUUUGCCAAACACAAACGCUUUCUGGGCCAUUCUGCUCAUUUGACAAAUAUCCGGUUCACAAACGGAGACCACUUUGUUGUCAGCGCCGGCGGCGAUGACAGAAGUCUGUUCGUGUGGCGGUGUGUCCACACUCCUCACUGAGAGCGCUAUGGGAGGCCGCGCCUGUGUUCCGCCAGCGCAGUCAUCCACCCAGAAGUGCACAUUUCAUGCAAAAGGACGACAAAACUGGCAACUUGUAAAUGUGGACACACUGCCUCAAAACAAAACUUGGUGCAUGCACACAAGGUCCCUUUUGGCUGCCGCGUCAGUCCUGAUUGUGCUCUUCACCCAACAUUUAAUCACCUCUAAUCUGUGCAUAUUUAUUUUUACCAUCUGUGUCUCAUGCCCCAAAUGGAGGUGUUGCCUGUGAAGUUGUGACUGACAAUGCCAUUUUUUAAGAAUAUAUAUAUAAAUAUAUAUAUAUGUAGCAAAUUGAAAUAGCCUUAAUCACAGCGUUAUGAGGGUUUGGAUUUUUGUUGGUUUUUUGUUAUUCUUUGGAUCAUGUGCUCAUUGGCUCCAUUUUUACUGGUCAUUCCAAAUCCUGUGGCCUUCCUCCUGAAUGUAACAUCCACCGUUAUGUUCUGGAUGUUCGCACGCCAAAGCAUUUUAUGCACUGUACACCUGACCUGGUCACUGUGUCCUCCCCGUCCCGCCGGUUCACUUCUGGUUGACGUCGCCAUGUUGUUACCUCGACCCUCCCUCAGCAGUGUUUCCCCAUUAAAACAUGUCAACGUGUACUUGUUUGAGGUUACCGGGUAUGCAUGGCUUACCAAGAAGACAAUCUGCCCAACAGUCCCAGAAAACUGCUGUUAAAAAUGGACGAUUCAAUGCACUGUUGCAUCUCAAUCAGUUUCCAGUGUGCUGCUACGAUCUUAUUGUUGCAUUUUCAAAACGUCAUCGAUAUCGAUCGAUGCAUAAACGUAAUGUUUUAUCAGAGAGAAAAUAUAAGUACAAAACUUUUUUUUUUGGUUUGUUUUCGUCCUUGUAUUAAGACUUAAAAAAAAGCUGUAUAUUUUGAUUUAUAUUACACCAGUGUAAAUACCAUUUGUAGAUAUUCUUUUUAUAUAUUUUUUGUGAGAUGUUUCUUAAAUUUCACUUUAAUAAAAAAUAAAUAACACAGCAUCCAUGAAGUCGUAUUUUAAAUUCUGGACAAUAACAUUCCGUGAAAUGUAGACAGGGUGUAAUUAAUCUGUACAUCUGAAGCAUCGAUCAGUUCCUGGUUUGAAGACAUCGACUGUUUCAUCUUCACACAAUUUUAUACAGUAAGAAAACACAAGUUCUUAUAUUAGCAGAUACACUUUGACCUAUUUAGUUUACAAAAUUUACAUACAAAGAUAAAUCAAAGCACAGAAAGCAAACUUUAGCUGAGCCUUUGUUCACUUUGUAUUAUUUGCAACUUGUAGAUAAAAAACUGCAAAUUUACAUCAACCAGCAGGUCACAUUUCCAAACUAACAUCGAUUAAUCAAUAAGGCUGCGCUGCAUUCAGUUCGUUAUCAGAUAUGUAGUCUUUCAGAGAGGUGUGUGUGUGUCACAAUCACUGUGACACAAGAUGUGGUGACUUACUACACUGUCCUGUACAGAACAAAGUGUCAACAAUGAACCAAAUACAGACUGAAAAUGUACAUGUAACAGUUCAGUGCAACCUUUGGAUUAAUUUACAGCAAAUCAUCACUUUUAAAGCCAGUUGGUAUUAAUUUUUUUUAAAUAGAAGCUCAUGGAUGGAUACAUGAAGCCUAGUGAGGGAAGCCACCAAGACAACUGAUGGAGUUGCAGGUUUCUAUGGCUGUGAGGGAGAAAUGACAUCAUGACAGUUUUGCUGUUGCAUCACCAGUUACACAGAAGAAUCUUCUAUUAAAAACAAAGGUGUGAAAUUUACACUCCAACGUGAAGCUGAUGCAACACACACAGAAAAAGUUGCAUUCUGCCCAGUUUCUCCAAUCGCAACUAUAGAAGCUGACUUCAGAAUUGUAAUGGGUAUUUUGGUGGCUUCCCUCACCAGUUUUUUUUUUUUUUUUGAGGACUUCCUACUCCAGUGUUGCCAUAUACAACUAUACUGUUUGUUAUUCCCACCAACUUGGAACUAAUCAUCUAUCCAGCCUCUGAACUGUAGAAAUACAACUGGCUUUCAAAUUGACACGAUCAUUUC
This is a messenger RNA of Thalassophryne amazonica, 8284 nucleotides long. RefSeq names its product EMAP like 5 (gene eml5). The record is from RefSeq and is a predicted model, not a curated record. Gene Ontology annotation, molecular function: microtubule binding. The transcript is spliced from 45 exons. Lineage: Eukaryota; Metazoa; Chordata; Actinopteri; Batrachoidiformes; Batrachoididae. The coding region runs from base 231 to 6239 and encodes 2002 amino acids.